Arabis nemorensis is the source of this 1572-nucleotide messenger RNA. The record is from the annotation of a GenBank genome assembly. Lineage: Eukaryota; Viridiplantae; Streptophyta; Magnoliopsida; Brassicales; Brassicaceae.
AUGUCGGAGCCCAAAACCAAGUACGAUCGUCAACUCAGGAUUUGGGGGGAGUUAGGGCAAGCGGCUUUGGAAGACGCGAGUAUCUGUUUGCUGAAUUGUGGUCCUACUGGCUCCGAGGCGUUGAAGAAUCUCGUACUUGGUGGAGUUGGGAGUUUCACAAUCGUUGAUGGAUCCAAGGUUGAAAUUGGAGACCUCGGAAACAAUUUCAUGGUGGAUGACACGAGUGUUGGGCAAUCAAAAGCUAAAUCUGCCUGUGCGUUUCUUCAAGAGCUUAAUGAUGCUGUUAAAGCCAAGUUUAUUGAGGAGAAUCCUGUCACUUUGAUAAACAAAAAUCCGUCUUUCUUCUCUCAGUUCACUCUGGUUAUAGCCACUCAGCUGGUGGAAGAUUCAAUGGUGAAACUUGAUAGAAUCUGUAGAGAAGCAAACGUCAAGUUGGUUUUUGUUCGCUCUUACGGCCUUGCUGGAUUUGUUCGCGUAUCUGUAAAGGAGCACACUAUAAUUGACUCAAAGCCUGAUCAUUUUCUUGACGACCUUCGCUUGAAUAAUCCAUGGCCUGAACUCAGAAGUUUUGUGGAGACCAUUGAUCUAAAUGUAUCAGAUCCCGUUGCACAUAAGCACAUACCUUACGUCGUCAUUCUUGUGAAGAUGGCUGAUGAAUGGGCUCAAUCCCAUAGUUGUAAUCUUCCCUCGACCAGGGAAGAGAAAAGAGAGUUUAAGGAUUUGGUUAAGUCCAAGAUGAUAUCUAUGGAUGAAGAUAACUACAAAGAAGCCAUGGAGGCCGCUUUCAAAGUUUUUGCUCCUCGUGGAAUCAGCUCAGAGGUUCAACAAAUUAGUAAUGAUAGUUGUGCUGAAGUGAGCUCAAAUUCCUCAGAUUUUUGGGUGAUGGUAGCAGCUCUGAAGGAGUUUGUCUCAAACGAAGGUGAUGGAGAGGCACCCCUUGAAGGCUCUAUACCAGAUAUGACGUCGUCAACAGAACUCUAUAUCAAUUUGCAGAAAAUAUAUCAAGCGAAAGCCGAGGCUGAUUUUCUUGUCAUGGAGGAACGAGUUAGAUAUAUUUUAAAGAAAAUGGGUCGAGAUCCAAGCAGCAUCUCAAAACCAACAAUCAAGAGCUUCUGUAAGAAUGCAAGAAAACUUAAAGUAUGCAGAUAUCGAAUGGUAGAGGACGAGUUCAGCAAUCCAUCGGUAACCGAAAUUCAAAAGUGUUUAGCAGACGAGGACUACAGUGGUGCAGUGGGAUUUUAUAUUCUUCUUAGAGCGGUGGACAGAUUUGCUGCCAACUACAACAAGUUUCCUGGACAGUUUGAUGGAGGAAUGGAUGAGGACAUUUCUAGGUUAAAAACUACUGCCUUGAGUCUUCUUACCGACUUGGGCUGUAACGGCACAGUUCUGCCUGAUGACCUUAUCAAUGAGAUGUGUCGCUUUGGUGCCUCAGAGCUUCAUGUGGUUGCUGCCUUCAUUGGAGGAAUCGCGUCUCAAGAAGUCAUCAAGCUUGUCACAAAGCAGUUUGUUCCGAUGUUGGGGACUUACAUCUUCAAUGGCAUUGAUCACAAGUCUCAGUUAUUGACACUGUAG